Messenger RNA from Paramacrobiotus metropolitanus, 770 nucleotides. Its product is annotated as sodium/calcium exchanger regulatory protein 1-like. The coding region runs from base 149 to 565 and encodes 138 amino acids. The transcript has a single exon. Gene Ontology annotation, cellular component: cytosol; nucleus. NCBI's taxonomy places the organism in Eukaryota, Metazoa, Tardigrada, Eutardigrada, Parachela, Macrobiotidae. Gene Ontology annotation, molecular function: fatty acid binding. The record is from RefSeq and is a predicted model, not a curated record. Gene Ontology annotation, biological process: fatty acid transport.
CAAAAAAGAGAAGACAAGCAAAAUAAAUGUGCUAUACGGUGAACGUAAUAAAUUUGUAUAAAAAACAGAGCUUGUAGAAUCUUGAGAAACUGAACCGUCCAAAACAAAGUUGUUGUAAAACUUUCAACUUUUCGCUCCCGAUUAGAACAUGGCUGCUACCGAUAUAACCGGCAAAUUUCAACUGACAUCCAGCCAAAACUUCGACGACUAUUUGAAAGCAGCCAAUGUGAGUUUUGUUUACAGAAAACUGGCGACGACUGUGGAAUCUGCCACCGUGGAAAUCAUUAAAACCGGGGGUGACGAGUACACCAUGAAAACCGUGACCGCGGUGAAAAGUCACGAACUGAAAUUCAAACUCAAUCAGGAAUUCACAGAGCAAACGAUGGACGGCAGAGCACUGCAGACCACCAUGAAAUUAGAGGGCAACAAAUUGAUACAAACACAAAAAGAUGCGAAGACCAACACUGAUUCCAUCAUUGAACGGGAAUUCAUGAAAGACGAAAUGGUCACUACGCUGAAGUGCAAAGGCGCGGUCAGUGUGAGGAAAUAUAAGCGAAUUUCAUAGAUUCAAAAAUUUGUGCUAUGCAUAUGUGCGUUCAUUGUCAACUUCAGGUCUGGCACAGUACAUGUCUCUAAAUUCUUUAUAACGCUUUUAUUCUUUUAGGGUGAUAUAAUACUUAAUUUUUGUCCAAAAUGGUUUGCAAAGACAAAGCGUGCAUCUUGUUAGCCAAAAUUUAUUAAAAGAAAAAACGCGUAUAAAAACUUUUUCA